Molecule: messenger RNA, 811 nt
Organism: Malus domestica (apple)
Lineage: Eukaryota; Viridiplantae; Streptophyta; Magnoliopsida; Rosales; Rosaceae
Source: RefSeq, a predicted model, not a curated record
UUUAUGUUCAUUGUUUUGCACACCAACUUCAACUAGCUCUUGUAGCCGUUACAAAGGGAAUUGAGGGGGUGUCGCCAUUUUCUUCAACAAUGCUAGUAUUUUGGUCAAUACAAUUGGAUCAUCGUGUAAGCGUCGUGAUGCAUUUAGAGAGAUACAACAAGAACAAAUUAAGAAAGCUCUUGAUAUUGGUGAUCUUGAAACGGGUAUAGGGUUAAAUCAAGAGAAUAGUCUCAUGCGUCCUUGUGAUACACGUUGGAACUCACAUUAUGGUACUAUAGUUAGUAUUAUUGUCAUGUUUGAAGCCGUGGUGGAGGUGCUUGAAUGGAUUAAAGAUGAUACCAACCAAGACAAUUUUGGUGAAACAAGUCAUUUAUUCCAUAACAUACAAACUUUUGAUUUUGUGUUUCACCUUUUUUUUAUGAGACUCAUAUUGGGAGUUACAAAUGAGUUAUCACAAGCAUUACAAAAGAAAUAUCAAGAUAUUGUGAAUGCAAUGGCGUUAGUGGAAGUAUGCAAGCAAAGACUACAAUCCUUGAGAGAUGAUGACUUUGGGGACUUGCUUAAUGAUGUACAAAAGUUUUGUCAAGAGCAUGAUAUUGUCGUUCCUAACAUGGAGGAUUUGCAUUUUGUACCUGGAAAAUCAAGGUGUAAAGCUCCAAGACUCACAAACUUCCAUUACUAUCGUGUGGACCUCUAUUUUCAAGUCCUUGAUACACAAUUAAAGGAAUUGAAUGAUCGCUUCAAUGAGCUCAACUUUAUCCUCAAGAUUUUGAUCGUAUGGACCUCAUGAAUCUUCCAAUUCAACUUGACA